AUGUCGUUUAAGUCAAUCGACGCUACUGUCGAUGAAGACGAGGCAAUGAAUUUUCCAAUUGAAUUUUUUAAUUCUUUAGACAUAUCAGGAAUACCACCACACAAUCUUCGGUUAAAAAUUGGAUCACCGAUUAUUCUUCUGCGUAAUUUGAAUCCCCCUGAACUAUGCAACGGUACACGUUUGAUAUCAAAAGAUUAUGAGAAUUUUAAGAAGACAGUUUCUGCAACUCGUAGGACAAAGAACUAUGUCUCUACGCGGCUUGAAACGCUUGGUAACAAUUGGCAAACCAUUGUUCAACAGCACCAAAUCGCGGUUUGCAGCGAUGAAAACAUAGCACCAAUCGAAGAGCUUUUUAAUGAAGCUGGUGAGAUUUAUACAAUUUAUAAAUCUGUGUUGCUAGAUGAGCUAGACAAAUUUGCAGCAGCAGAAGCAGCAGCUAAAGCAAAAGAUUCACCUGCUCCUACUUUGGUUCAAAAGUCGACCAAUGACAAGCCGCACGAUGUACGUUUGCCAAAAAUUCACCCCCCGACAUUCACGGGAGAAUAUCAAAAUUGGCGUUCUUUCCAUGACCAGUUUGUUUCACUGGUACAUAACAACACUUCACUUACAAAAAUCGAAAAAUUACAUUAUUUGAAGUCAAGUUGUAAAGAAGGUGCUGGUAUUUUACUAGAACACAUAAGUGUAGAUGAUGCAAGCUAUGAUAAGGCUUGGGAACUCUUGACAACGAGAUACGAUUUCAAAAGAAUUCUCGUUAACAACGAACUUAAGUUGUUUUAUGAAUUAAGUGUUGUUAAAGAAGAAAAUGCUAAGGGCAUAAGAGAAUUAUUAGAUAAUUCAACAAAAAUUUUACAUGCUUUAAAGAACCUGCAAUUGCCUGUCCAUCACUGGGAUGCAAUAAUAAUAUUUUUGCUUUUGAAAAAGCUACCGGCUACGUCAAACAAUUUUUCAAAUGCAUUCAAUCAACAAUCAAGCUCUCAAGGUAAUCAUAACCAAUUUCAACACAACACAAAUAAUAAUAACACAUUUUCAAAUAAUCCUCGCGCUCAAUUACAAACAAACUCUUAUACACCCACUCAACAGAAUAAUAAUAGAAACACAUUCGCUCACACAAAUAUAAACACCCAGAAUCCAAAUAGCUCGCAAACACAUCAUGUAACAACGGAAUUUAAUCCAAAUGUACAAAAUGUACACCCCUACGAUAUACCGCCUUCAACAUCUUCAAACUGUUUUCAUCUAAACGAAUCUAAAAUAUCUCAAAUUUUGUUAGCAACAGCGAUUAUAAAAGUCAAAUCAGCCCAAGGAGACUUUGUUCAAUUAAGAGCCUUGAUCGAUCCUGGAUCUCAAGCUACUUUUAUAACCGAAUCGGCAGCUCAAUUAUUGGGUCUUAAAAAGAUUCCAACUUCCUUUGACGUUUCUGUAUUAGGACAAAACAAAGCUAACUCUUGUAAACAUUUUGUAAAUUUGAAUCUGAGUUCUAAUUAUUCAGAUUUUAUUACGUCGACAAGAGGUUAUAUAUACAAGACCCUUACAGGACUUUUACCGAAUGAAGAAGUCUUCGCUAACAGAUGGAAACAUUUACAAGGACUGAAAUUAGCAGAUCCUUCAUUUAAUCGUCCUGGUAACAUUGACAUUUUAUUAGGGAAUGACAUAUAUUGCGAAAUUUUAUUAGACGAAGUCAUACGCAAUGAGGAACAAGUAGCUCCAAUAGCCCAAAAAACCAGGUUUGGUUGGAUUGUUUUGGGGAAAGUUCCUUUGGAAAAGCCAUUUUCUCUUCAAGUCUACACACAGUUGGUAGAUAUCGACACACAAAUGCGUGCAUUUUGGGAAAUGGAAGAAACUCCCUAUGAAAAAGCCGUAGAUGAAGAAGAUGUCGAGUGCGAGAAGCACUUUCUACAAAACACCAAGCGGGUGCCGGGAGGGCGCUUUGAAGUUUCACUACCCUUCAAAGAACUUCAUCGACCAAGACUUAUGUCAACAAAACAAAAGGCCUUAAUGAUGUUUUAUAAACAAGAAAAAAAAUUAUUAAACAACCCAACACUACACAAAGAAUACAACGAUUGCUUAAAAGAAUACCUCACACUCAAUCAAAUGGAAGAAGUAGAUAUUAACAUAGAUAACAAACUUAACUCUCCAUUUCACUAUGUGGUUCCUCAUCAUGCCGUGAUGAAAGAGUCUAGUACAACAACGAAGUUACGUGUUGUUUUUAAUGCUGCAUAUCAAACGGCGGAUGGUAGUUCUUUAAACGACCAUUUGAUGACUGGACCUAAAACUCAAACAGAUAUUUUAGCCAUUGUUUUAAGGUGGAGAACGCACAAAAUUACUUUCGUAUCAGACAUAGAGAAGAUGUACCGACAGAUAUUAGUUCAUCCAGAGGACGCGUAUUACCAGUUACUUUUUUGGCGUGAAAAUCCAUCAAUGCCAAUAAAGCUUUACAAAGUAAAAGUUUUAAUGUUCGGUACUGCCCCAGCCCCAUAUUUAGCAAAUCGAACGCUAAAGAAACUUGCUUCAGAUGAAGAAGUAACAUAUCCAUUAGCCGCUCAAAUGAUUCGGGAAGAUAUGUACAUCGAUGAUUUGGUAUCGGGUGCAGAUUCAGUAGAAGUUGCGAAAGAAAAGUAUCACCAAAUCUCGAAGCUUUUAUCAUCUGCUGGAUUUCAUCUUCGCAAAUGGAUGAGUAAUAACGAAGAGUUUCUUGCUUCAAUACCAAAGGCAGAUCAGGAAACAAAUGUGUCAUUGACAUUCGGAGCUUUGGAUCAUACCAAAACCCUUGGAAUCAGUUGGUUCCCAUCUACCGAUUCAUUUUCAUUUAAAAAAAUCUCUAUAGAUAAAGUCGUUUCAAAAAGAACGAUACUUUCAACAAUUGCUCGUCUUUUUGAUCCACUUGGAUGGAUAGCACCCUGUAUCGUUAAAGCGAAAAUCAUUAUGCAGCAAUUGUGGUUGAAAGGCCUUUCGUGGGACGAAAACAUUCCUGUGGAACUACUUCAAGAAUGGCUCUCCUUUCAAGAAGAGUUGGAUAUCUUAGAAGAUAUCCGUAUUCCGAGAUGGGUAAACAUAGAGAAUGGCACCCAACAGGUCGAACUCCAUGGAUUCUGUGACGCAUCUACCAAGGCAUAUGGAGCCGUGGUAUAUCUUCGAGUUUUAGAUAACAAGAAUUGCAUUCACACCCAUUUACUCAUAGCCAAAACUAAAGUCGCUCCAGUCAGUACAGUCUCUUUGCCAAGAUUGGAACUUUGCGGAGCAGUGAUGUUGGCAAAAUUACUCAACUAUACUAAAUCAGUCCUUCCGUUCAAGAAUAUAUCAGUCUUUGCGUGGACUGAUUCCACAAUCACCCUUUGUUGGAUCUCUGGAUUGCCUUCAAAAUGGAAAACAUUUAUUGCCAAUCGAGUUACCGAAAUUCAAAGGCUGACAAAUGUUAGCAUGUGGAAACACAUUCCAACUAAGUUGAACCCAGCGGAUCUUGCAUCCCGUGGUGUUCUUCCAUCCAAGCUAAGAAAUAAUAAUCUUUGGUGGAAAGGACCACCCUUUCUUCAGGAGAUGUGGAAAUUCUCCAUACCAGAACAACCCACCCAAUGUGAAAUAAAUGAAGAAAAACGAGAAAUAAAAACUCAUUUAGCAAUACAAAAUACCGAUGGAAUUUUAGAUGUGCUUUGUAAACAAUCCAAACUAACAAAAGCCUUAAGAAUUAUAGCCAAUGUUCAUAGAUUUAUCUAUAAUAGUAGAAAAAAAGAAAUAUAUCGAAGAAAAUCGGUUCUGACACCCUUAGAACUCGAUAUUUCCAUGCGAACAGCUAUCAGAAGUGUUCAAAAACUGAUGUUUCAUGAUGUCAUAAAUGAACUACAGAAAACCAAAAGAACCAAACUUAACAAAUCUCUGAAUCUUUUUAUUGAUGGAUGUGGAAUAUUAAGAAUCGGAGGUAGACUUCAAAAUGCCACCCUAACAUAUGAUCAAAAGCAUCCAAUUGUGUUGAAGCCAGAUCAUAAUUUCUCCAGAUUAAUAAUUGAAGAUGCCCAUGAGAAAACUCUACAUGGUGGUAUUCACCAAGUGAUUGCACACAUUCGAAAUCGUUUUUGGAUCUUCAACAUGAAGAGAACGGUCAAAAAGUACAUUAAUAAAUGUUUCACCUGUUUUAAGAAUGCACCUAAGCCAUUGCAACAACUGAUGGGAAGCCUUCCAGCACCAAGAGUAAAUGUUUCUAGACCAUUUACACACACUGGUGUCGACUACGCCGGACCUAUAGAAGUAAAGGCCUGGAAAGGACGAGGUGCUAAAAAAUUCAAAGGCUAUUUCGCCAUUUUUAUUUGUCUUUCAACAAAGGCAAUUCAUCUUGAAGCUGUCACAGAUCUAACGACACAAGCCUUUAUUGCCGCGUUCCGAAGAUUUACAUCUCGCAGAGGCAUAUGUGCAAACAUAUAUAGUGACUGUGGGACCAACUUUAAAGGUGCUAAUGUGGAACUCCAAAAAAUGCUAAAUGCUGCUAAACUUAACUAUACUGAUAUUGCUAACUCAUUGAGUGCAUUGGGUACCAAUUGGAAUUUCAUUCCUCCCGCUUCUCCUCACUUUGGAGGCUUAUGGGAAGCAGGAGUGAAAUCUGUUAAAUACCAUUUGCGUCGCGUUGCCCGAAACCAAGCUCUGACGUUCGAGGAGCUCAGUACACUUCUAGCGCAAAUAGAAGCUUGCCUUAACUCGAGACCUCUAUGUCCGGUUACAGACAGCUUGGAAGAUUUCAAUGCUUUAACACCAGCUCAUUUUUUAAUUGGCACAUCAGCUCAUAUAGUUCCCGAAGCAGACCUAGCAGUAGAAAGGAUUGGAUACCUGGAUAGAUGGAAACGUCUACAAGCCUCACUACAGACCUUCUGGAAGGAAUGGAGCGGAGAAUACCUCACAAGGCUUCAAAAUAGACCUAAGUGGCUUAAAAUCAAGGACCAACCCAAAAUCGGAGAUUUAGUUUUGGUACGAGAUGAAAGAUUUCCACCUUCGAAAUGGCCCAUGGCAAGAAUAGUGGAAACCUACCCAGGACAAGAUAAUCUCAUCCGUGUUGUCAAAGUGCGAACACAAAAUAAUGAAUUUAAGAGGCCUAUCACAAAGAUAUGUCCACUUCCAUCAAACAAAACGCAUCAAGAAAACGAAACAAUUUAA
Eupeodes corollae is the source of this 5133-nucleotide messenger RNA. RefSeq lists its product as uncharacterized. The transcript is spliced from 3 exons. The record is from RefSeq and is a predicted model, not a curated record. Gene Ontology annotation, molecular function: nucleic acid binding. Bases 1 to 5133 code for a protein of 1710 amino acids. Gene Ontology annotation, biological process: DNA integration. Lineage: Eukaryota; Metazoa; Arthropoda; Insecta; Diptera; Syrphidae.